Messenger RNA from Bursaphelenchus xylophilus (pine wood nematode), 515 nucleotides. NCBI's taxonomy places the organism in Eukaryota, Metazoa, Nematoda, Chromadorea, Rhabditida, Aphelenchoididae. The record is from the annotation of a GenBank genome assembly.
AUGUUGAUAACGAAUUCAAUUGUAUGGCCAUACAGAAACCUCGUUAAUCGACACUACCUCAAUAGGCCACUGGCUUCGACUGUAAUAUCAGCUUAUAUAAGACAGCGAGGUCACCCAAGCUGGACCUCUUUCUUUCUGCCAUACAAGUAAGCAUAUAAAGCCCUCUAAAAGUAGUGGUAGAUUUGUUCAAGACAACUUUUACGGAGAGAAACACUUCAAUUUCGAGGUUGACAGCACGAAUUACCAUAUACUGAGAAUUGGCUGUUAUCCCUACGUGAAGUAUCAUUGCACUCAAAGACCGUAUCAGGAUUUGACUGCUGAGAAUAGUCUCUACAAAAUUCUGACCGCUCUGAACUUAGGUAGGUAAAUCUGCGACAUUGGCUUCAAAUUUAGGUGUCCCGUGUUUAUUAUAUGGGAUAGCGGCAACAUUUUUAAUCAAACAUACUGACUACGUAACGCUAGAAGAUCAAAAGUCCAUCCCAAUUCACUUCCUCAUCUUAGAAACCCAUAAUUGA